This is a messenger RNA of Heterostelium album PN500, 693 nucleotides long. RefSeq names its product Tim17/Tim22/Tim23/Pmp24 family protein. Bases 1 to 693 code for a protein of 230 amino acids. Lineage: Eukaryota; Evosea; Eumycetozoa; Acytosteliales; Acytosteliaceae. The record is from RefSeq and is a predicted model, not a curated record. The transcript has 3 exons.
AUGAGUGAAUUAAAUCAGAAUCAACAAGAUCAACAUGUUGUAGAGGAAAUAAAGAAUGAGGAGAUGAUCUCCACUGAAGAUACCAGACUUUGUAAGCAUAGAGGAUCAUGCAUUCAAAGUUGUCUUAAAGUAUGGGCACGUGGUUUGUUGAUUGGUUACGGUAUGAGAGCAUCACUCGCAUUACUAUCUGGACUCGUCAUGAGAAGAUUAUAUAAAAAUCCAAGAAAAUUGAUUAAUCAAUCAUUGUUACAUAAAGAUCCAAUUGGAUUUGGAUUGUUCUUGGCAUUCUAUACAGGUGGAUUCAAAGCAAUCAAUUGUUUGUUGCGUGCAAUCAGAGGAAAAGAAGAUGGUUGGAACAGUCUUAUCGCUGGUUUCUUUAGUGGUGCAGCAAUGAUGUUUUCAAAGAGUACAGAGAUGGCAUUAUAUCUAUUCGCAAGAGCAUUGGAAUCAGUAUUUAACGCUGCACACAAGAGAGGAUUGAUUAAAUCAUGGAAGCAUGGUGAUUCAGCAUUAUUCUGUUUCUGUACUACAGUUAUGUUUUAUGCAUUUGUUUGGGAACCAAAGACUGUUCGUCCAUCAUAUUUGAAGUUUUUGAGUAAAGUUGCCGGUGAGAAGAGAAAUUUGGCACAGGUAACAGAAAAGAUCAGAGAAAUCUAUUACCUUAGCAAUCACUUACCAAACCCAACUCAAUAA